AUGGCAACCAAGCGCGCCUGUCCCGAGGCCGCGACCGUGCUGAGCCUUCCGCACAUCCUGACCUCGAUCGCCCAGUGCCUCCAGUCGCCGCGCGAUGCUCUCGCCUUUCUGUCAGCGCUGCCAUUGACGUCGCUGGACACUGCACUGGCGGCGACCAAGAAGCUACUGACGCGACCUGGUCGGUUCGUCCACACGUGGCCUCACCUUAGCCUCGACGACAUCAAUGACGAGAACGCGGCGCUUGCCCUUGCGGCGCUGCCGGCUCUAGUCUCGUUGUGUAAGCCUGCCGCUGAGCGCGUGGAUUGGUCGCCGCCGACAACCGUCGCAACAAUGAGCUUCGUCGACUUUGUCUCGUCGUGGCCGCUCAAGAUGACGCACUUUGAGUCGAUGUGGUUUGACGACAUUGAUACCGACGUCGCUUGCAGCUUGCUGCGUCGCUGCACGCGGCUACGAGCCGUUGGCAUAACUCGGGAGGAAAAUGUGGUCGACCUGCUUGCCGCCGUGUUGACGCCAGCCCAUCGAGUGGAGAAGCUGUCUCUCUUUUCCAACACCGAAGCUACCAUGGACUGGACGUCGCUGCUGCGGCCAUGGCUGUCGGGUGGGCACGCGCGACAUCUCUCGUUCGAAGCCACCCAAACAACCGAUCUAGCGGGGCUGGCGCAGGCACUCGCAACCACGGCGUCGCUGACGGGCUUGGACGUCAACAACGACAAUCUCAUCCGUGCCUUUUUGGCGCUGCAGUUGUCCUUGCACCAGCUCACGGAGGUGCGCCUCGAGACAGACAGGCCCGAGCUCGUCUGUCGCUUCUUGCGACUUUGUGAUGUGGCCAAGCUCACGUCACUAGAGAUCGUGGGUGAAGGCGACCAUGAAGACACCCUCGCGCUCGUACCACGCAUGCCAGCGCUUCGCCACCUCUCGUUGCGUUGGGGUGAACUCCGGUUGACUCAUAACGCUACGUCGCGAUGGCCGCACCUCGAGAGCCUCGAGCUCUGUGCAGCUCACUUUGACGACAAGGCAUUUGAUAUCGUGCUCGCAUACCUGGAGCGCGUGCAAGGCCUCCAGAAGAUCAUGUUCAACGUCUGCCAUUCGCUUGAAACCCGUUUCCUCGACCUCAGUCGCACGCUCGUUCGCUUGAUCAACAACGGCCUCACGCGCGCAAGUUUCCGUCAUACGGACCUUGACGACACCAGCGCCGCGCUCCUCGCGCUGACGCUGCGCCAAUGUCGCAACGUGUCGCACGUCACGUUUGACCUCGGCGAGAAUGACUUUACGAUGGACGGCGUUCGCAUGCUGCUCGAAGCCCUCGCUACAUGUUCGUACGUGUGCGUCCGCCUUGCGCUGCCAGAGACAUACCACGAAGACGAAGUUCGACGAUUCCUUGCAACCCACGAAAUGGUGUGCGCCGUCAAUGACAUUGCGGUUUGGACGCUCUAUAGUCCUAGUAUGCAUGCGACAUGA
Messenger RNA from Saprolegnia parasitica CBS 223.65, 1458 nucleotides. RefSeq lists its product as hypothetical. The transcript has a single exon. Bases 1 to 1458 code for a protein of 485 amino acids. NCBI's taxonomy places the organism in Eukaryota, Oomycota, Saprolegniomycetes, Saprolegniales, Saprolegniaceae. The record is from RefSeq and is a predicted model, not a curated record.